CCGGUUUGCGGCUGCAACAACUAUCCAUUGCUGUAAGAAGCUCAGAAGGAAGAGCGUAUGAGGCAAGUAAGCCUCGUAGACGCGUGCAGGGGAUGAUCUGGAGAUGAAAACACAGUCCCCAAAACUGCAUUGCUGAUGUUUCCUUGGUUCAUGGCAAGAGAAGGACAGUCUUCCCAGGGAUGGGUAACCAUGAAAAAGAACCAUUAUCUCCUAAAAGGGCACUACCCCCUUCCCGGUCCAAUAGCACUGUAUCUUCCAAACACAGCAUUGCUUGGCAGAGUUCUGAGAGCUGGGAAGUGAUAGAUGAUUUGCACAUCCAUAGUGGGGUCAGCCCGCAGCCAGAAAGGCAGGAGGGUUAUCUGCUAAAGAAGCGAAAAUGGCCUUUGAAAGGCUGGCACAAGCGUUAUUUUGUUUUGGAAGAUGGCAUUCUGAAAUAUGCCACAACACGCCAAGAUGUCUUGAAGGGGAAGUUACAUGGCUCCAUAGAUGUUUGUUUGUCAGUCAUAUCAGUUAAUAAGAAGGCCCAACGUGUGGACUUGGACACAGAAGAGAAUAUUUAUCAUCUUAAGAUAAAGUCCCAAGAGCUAUUCAAUAAUUGGGUUGCAAAGCUGUGCUUGCACCGGCAAGCAGAGAAAUCAUAUGUAUCCCGAAGACAGAUCAUGACUGGUGGUGGCAGAGGCUCUCAUCCCACACAAGCUUGCAACUCACGGCGCCACAUACUGAUUUCAGAAAGUGCCCCUGCCUUAUCUUCUCUGGCCAGUCCCCAGGAAAAAGUGAAUUCUUGGCUCAGUGACAGCAAAGGACUGGACAGGUGCUCAGCAGAACUCUCAGAAUGUCAGGGGAAGCUUCAAGAGCUCAGCCGUAUGCUACAAAGUCUGGAAUCUCUUCACCGCAUUCCCUCUGCCCCUCUAAUCUCAAGCAGCCAGACCUCAACAGGAACAGAAAGACCCAGAAAGGCAAAGAGAUCGACGCGGAUCUGGUGCACUCAGAGCUUUGCAAAGGAUGACACCAUAGGCAGGCAGGUGGGACGCCUGCAUGGCUCCGUUCCCAAUCUCUCAAGAUAUUUUGAGUCCUGUCAGAACCAGGCCAUGUUUAGCGUACCUCCAGAGUAUAGUCAACUCCAAAGAAGUUUCUGGAUCUUAGCUCAGAAAGUUCAUGGUUCUCUCAGCAGUGUGCUGGCUGUGCUGACCUCUGAGCGUGACCGGCUCCAAGAAUUGCAGCAGUUGUUAGAUCUGCAACGUGAUACUCUGUCUGCUGCACAGGAUGACCCUGGAGAUGGCAUCAACUCUACUACAGCUGGUGCUUCUCUUCAGACUCUUGACAAUCCUGAAUGUAUACGCCGCUUUCAUUCUCUCUCCAUCUCCUCAGAUACCACUCUGGAUUCUUUUGCCUCAUUCAGUGCUGAUGAGCCAGACGCUCUGCUGGUUAAAGGGCAGAAGCAACAGCUCUCAAACUGCAGCAUUGUCUCUCUUUCGGAUUCACAUACUGAGUUCUUCGAUGCCUGUGAGGUAUUUCUGUCAGCCAGCUCAUCUGAGAAUGAGGCCACGGAUGAUGAAUCCUGUGUCAGUGAAGUCACCAACAGUAUCUCAGAGGAGAUGGUGGAUAUGCCAGGAAGUUCUGACCGUUAUCACAAAGGCUCAGGCCCUAUGCAAUGUAUUGGGAACUCUUCCGAGAUGAGUGUAGGUAUGGCAAUGCCUCUUCCUUUGUAUCUUCCUGGGCCGGGACCCGGGAUAACCCGGAGGAACUGCCUACCAGCUUCCCACAACCAUGCCAAUGACAUCAGCCUCUGGAACAUUCUUCGUAACAACAUCGGCAAAGAUCUCUCCAAGGUCUCCAUGCCGGUGCAGUUGAAUGAGCCACUCAACAUGCUGCAACGCCUUUGUGAAGAAUUGGAGUACACUGCCUUGCUGGAUGCAGCCAGCUGCAGUUUGGACCCCUGUGAAAGAUUGCUCUGCAUAGCUGCCUUUGCUGUAUCUGCCUAUGCCUCUACCUACUAUCGUGCUGGCAGCAAGCCAUUCAACCCUGUGUUGGGAGAAACAUAUGAGUGUGUCCGUCCUGACAAGGGGUUUCGUUUCCUAAGUGAACAGGUGAGCCAUCAUCCCCCUAUCUCUGCCUGCCAUGCAGAGUCUGAAAAUUUCAUUUUCUGGCAAGAUAUGAAGUGGAAAAAUAAGUUCUGGGGUAAAUCCCUUGAGAUAAUUCCAGUUGGUACAGUGAAUGUCCAGCUGCCCAGGUUUGGGGAUCACUAUGAAUGGAACAAGGUGACUUCUUGCAUUCACAAUAUCCUGAGUGGACAGCGUUGGAUUGAGCAUUAUGGUGAGGUGUUGAUUCGAAACACGAGAGACAGCAGAUACCACUGCAAGCUUACUUUCUGCAAAGCACGUUACUGGGGUUCCGGGGUCAAUGAGGUGCAGGGUGCCAUUCUCAGCCAUAAUGGCAAGGUUAUCCAUCGACUUUUCGGGAAGUGGCAUGAAGGGUUGUAUCGUGGCGUGCCUCCUGUUGGAAAGUGCCUCUGGAAGUCCAAUCUCAUGCCUCGAGACCAAGAGAAGAAUUAUGGUUUCACUCAAUUUGCACUGGAACUGAAUGAACUAACUCCAGAGCUGAAACGCCUCCUUCCAUCUACAGACACAAGGUUGAGGCCUGACCAACGGUAUCUGGAAGAGGGAAAUGUGCAGGCUGCAGAGUCUCAAAAACGUCGGAUUGAGCAGCUGCAGCGAGAUCGGCGUCGUGUGAUGGAUGAUAACAAUAUUUUCCACCAGGCACGCUUUUUCAGAAGGCAAAUGGAUGCCAAUGGCAAGGAAUCUUGGGUAAGCAACAAUACCUACUGGAAGCUGAGGACAGAGCCAGGAUUCAGCAAUAUGGACAGUGCAGUCUUGUGGUAGCUGCUAGCAUUUGCAAGAGCAGCGGUGCCUUCCCACCAUCUCCCAAAGUGGAGGAAUAGACAGCAAGGAUCUCUUGCUAGAUAAGCACAAAGUGAUCAAGGCAUGUAACCCUGGAAUACCAGCAGCUUAUGAAGGAAGGGGACACCGUCUCUUAGAUGUUGUGCUAUUCACUUCCAAAGCAGCACUCUUAAGAAAGACAACCCAUGUCCACCUACCAUGCUUGCACUGCUGCCUGCGGGUUAGGCAGACUAAUGGACCCUUGGAUUGUCACAAGUGAAGUUGGCAUUAUGAAGCACUUUAAUCUCAUUUGGAUCUUGAUGAGCAGAGCAGAAGUGAUAAGGCUAGUCAAUCAGAUUGCUCCACCCAGCAGCAAUGUAUGCUGGAGGAUACUAUCCUGGGAUAGGAGGCAUUGGAGCAAUUACUUGUUCGCAUGAAGAAGUUAGGGGCAUGAAGAUUUGGGUCUUCUGGCUACUAGAUCUUCUGGGGUGAUUGUUUUCAUACGUUUGUUUGUUUUUUAAAUUGUACACCACAUUCCUUCGAAAGGAGUUGGAUGCUGUCUCAAGCUGUGUACCUUUGAUGAAGUAUGGCCCAAUUAGGUUAGAAGUUCUGCCUCUGGAAGCAAAUAGGAUUUGCAACAACUGUCCGAAGAGAGCUCUUCUUAAGGCAUUGGUGGAAAUUUGACAUCAAUCGGAGUGAUGUUUCCUCCAUCCUUAAAUGCCAGAUUUUUGUUGUCUAUGUGUUACCUCUGCCUGGGCAAAACCAGGAUCUCUUCAGGCAGAAUGCCUUAAGAAAGAAUCUCUUGGGCUUUCCCCUUACUUAUCCCACUGUUUUGUGUGAUUUAUCUUCCUUACUUACUCUUUAGCACAAGGUAUGUUUCCCUUCUGCUCUGCUAGUUUCCUUAGCAUUUGAAGCAAUAAUUUAAACGGAGGCCUGUGGAGGAGACAUUUUAAUACUUUCAAGUGAAAGAGUGUGGAUUCCUCUAAUAGCUCUUUGUAGCUCAGGGCAGGGUCUGUCAGAGGUUUGAUUGUACUGAGUGAAGGGGAGACUGAGUAUGACAGACAUAGGACAUUAUGAAAAUUGAAAGCAAGUAUAGGCUGCUUGAUAGAGUAGCUAGAGAAGAAACAAGUGUGUUUUCUUUUUCUCCUGUAGAAACAAAAUAAAGCAAAACAGCAAGGGUAUAGGAUGAUGUGAAUUCUGGGCACCUGACUUUUGUUUCUAAUGGACAGAUCAAAGGAAGAAGGAAAAGAUCUCUGCCUGUACCUACCUAGUUUUCAAGUCAUUAUACAACAAUAGCCCAGGAGCCAUACACAUGAAACCACUGGGUACUUCACAGUUCUAUAGUUCAUUGAGCACUGGAUGGACCACUACUCAGAUUAGGAUUUAGCUCAGUUUACUCACACUCUUAUGAUUAUUUCUCUAGUUUAUGCAUUCUUUGUUUUAUUCCCCAUUCCUUAUUCCAAAGCACUCCAUAAAUGGGGAAAGGUGACCGGAAAUUAUCACACGUUUAUGAUGCUGAUAUAUUUGACCUGUGCCAGGCUGUGGGCCCAGGACCAUCUCCUGUGACUUUAUACUUUAUAUACAUUGAUCAGAGCUUUCUCAACAUUAAAAAAAUUGUACCUCCAACAUUGUACUGCUCUCUACAGCAUUAAUGGAAAAUUGCAGGACAAGGCAGGACAGCCAAAAGUUUACAUAGCUUUAUGGGUUUUUGUUUUUGCUGUUAAACUGAGUCUUUCUUCACAGAUCAUUAGGAAGGAAGGCUUUGUUUCUAGCACUGUGGGCUGUAGAAUAUCAAUCACUGCUGAUCUGUGUCUCUUGGUACAAUUUUUGACAUCUCUCUCUUGGCUUGUUUAUUAACCCAGCAUAACAUUUAUGUGUUUUUGAAAGGGAUGGCAUGACUCACUGAAUUCCUGGAAAGUACUUUGACUUCCAAAUUUGCUGUGAGAUAUUGUGGAUUGGUGUGUUUGGGUAAAAUUGUGUUGAGUGUUACACUAAGCUUAAUAGGAAAAGACCUGGAAAAAUUUAUUUCCAUGAGAUUCCCAUAUUAUGUUGGGGGCCAAGGAGCUCUUUUAGCUUGUAGGGUUCAAUUUGGAUCCUUUUAUUUUGCUGUUUGAUACAGUGAUGUGAUGACUGCUGCAUGCAGGGAAGAAUGUUGUUUUCCCUGUGACCUGCACUUAAAAAAUUCAAUCAUACACAGUCGAGUAAAUGUCCUCUGUGUGAGUCUGUCCCUCUCUGUGUGCUUGAGUGUCUUUAACGUUUUGUCUUUCCCAAGUGCAGAUCAACCUGCUUUCAUUUGCCUCUUCCGGCAGGUCCGGUCCUGAGUUUCUACUCCAUCUUUUAUGUUCAUAUUAAUUGGCCUAUGUCCUUGUACUGUAGCUUGAACAAUCAAUGGCAUGUCUAAUUAAAAAGAGUUUGGAAAGU
Molecule: messenger RNA, 5297 nt
Organism: Pseudonaja textilis
Lineage: Eukaryota; Metazoa; Chordata; Lepidosauria; Squamata; Elapidae
Source: RefSeq, a predicted model, not a curated record